UCUCUCUCUCUCUCCCUCCCUCCCUCUUUCCCUCCCCCUCCCCUCUUCUCUUUCUCUUUCCCUUUCUCCAUCUCUUUCUCCUGCACCACCUGUUAGUGCAGAUCCCUGUGCUUUGGAAUCCACUUGUUUAUGAGGGAGUCUUUUACACUCACACAAUCACAGCUCUAUGACGGUACGUAAGGGAAAAAAGCUCACCAUCUCCAUCCAGGAACACAUGGCCAUAGACGUCUGUCCAGGCCCCAUCCGACCGAUUAGACAGAUCUCUGCCUAUUUCCCCCGACUCUCCCCGACCGCUGAGCCCAUCUCCCCGAACCCUUCUGCUUCUCCAUUGGCUCUCAGUCCGGGAGGUGGGGCCUCUGGAGGAACGACUGGAGGUCUCUUGUCACCUCUGCUGGCAGGGACGAGGGGAGGUGGUGGGUCUCUGUCAGCAGCCAGCAGCAUUGAAACAUCAGUGGAAAUCUGCAGUUCAGACAGUGAUGACUGUACUGCAUUGGGGACACUAGAGUUUGAACUGAGGUAUGAGAGAGCAAGCAGUUCACUCCACUGUACCAUCAUCAGAGCCAAGGGACUGAAACCUAUGGAUUUCAAUGGCCUGUCAGAUCCUUAUGUUAAACUUCACCUUCUUCCAGGAGCAUGUAAGGCUAAUAAACUAAAAACCAAAACUGUGCGAAAUUCUCUAAAUCCUGUUUGGAAUGAGACCCUUACUUACAUUGGCAUCACCGAAGAGGAUAUGCACAGGAAGACCCUGAGGUUAUCAGUGUGUGAUGAGGAUAAACUGACUCAUAAUGAGUUUAUUGGAGAGUCUCGUGUGGCCCUCAGACGUGUGAAACCAGACCAGACCAAACGAUUCUACACCUGUUUAGAACAUCCACCACCUCUUCCCUCACCUACAGCAAUGGGAGCAGCCCUGCGAGGGAUUUCCUGUUACCUAAGAGAGUGGGAGAAUGAACAGUUGACCAGUCUGGAAGAGAGAGGCCGUCUGUUGCUCACGUUGCAGUUUGUUCCCCCACCUGAAGAGGGAGACGGAGAGGGGCAACGAGGGGGCUUGUGUGUCGGAGUGCAACGUUGCGCUCAUCUGGCCGCCAUGGACGUCAAUGGUUUCUCCGAUCCCUAUGUGAAAAUAUAUCUGAAGCCAGAUGUGAAGAAGGAAUCCAAACACAAAACUGCAGUGAUUAAAAAGACCCUUAAUCCCGAAUUCAAUGAGGAGUUCUUCUAUGAGAUCUCACUAUCCGAACUGGUUCAUAAGACGCUGGAGGUUACAGUAUGGGAUUAUGAUCUGGGAAGAUCGAACGAUUUCAUAGGUGGUGUGUGCUUGAGCUGUCAGGUUCAAGGAGAUGCUCUUCGCCACUGGAUGGACUGCCUGAGAAACAAGGGUCAAAGGGUGGAGCGCUGGCACAUUCUGACCAAUGAGCUGCCUCAGACGACCUGCCAUGACUGAGAAAGUAACCUGUCAGGAAUGAGGAAAUCGGUCAUGAUAGGUUUAUCAGUCUGAUUGCUGUGAAGUGGACAUGGAGUUAUUAAUAUGAGCUGGGAUGUCUAACCAGGGGCCAAGAUGCGCAGAAGAAAAAUUACAAUAUUUGUGCUGUUUCAAAGGAUGGGCCACCGGUUGUCUUUUGACUGAAUGUCAUUCAAAGUGACUCCCCUUCCCUUACCCACAUUACUCUCUCUCUUUCUCUCAUUGCUGCACGUUUUCUACACAUUUUGCAAUGUCAAGGUGAAUUUUUCUCUUAUGAAAUUGUGUGUAGCACAACUCUCUUUUUUGACCGACUGAUAACAAUGUAUUUUAAUGUUCUGUGCUUUCGUAAUGCUUGCAUACAGAGCUAAGACGCAUCUUUAACAAAACAGGUGCAUGUAAACUGCCUGCUGUAAACUCAUCAGAAUGAUAAACACAUGGAAAGGUCCAGUGCUCUCAAUGGAAGACGUUAUGCGUAUGUUACCAACAAACAGACUAUCCAUUUUGUAGCAUGAUGCAAUGUUUACAUUUUUUACUUUGCAUACAUUGUUUUUCAAGGUCUCGGAUUUGGCACUUUUAAAUUUACAGUUGUAGAGGAGUUUUAUGGACAUGCUACAAUUUGAUAUCACAUACAUUAACUAUUUGAUAUAUUUUUGGAAUCUAAUGUUUGUAUGUGCUAUAAACUAAGUUUAUAUGAAUUGAGUCUGCAUGCAUGUGUGUGUGGGUGUGUUGGUUGGUUGUUUUGUAUAAAAAAAGUGUUGUACUCUUGAGGGUUUGUUGUUUCUAUCAAGUGCUUAAGUACAAUUUAAAAAAUAUAUAUUUGAAAUGUAUUACUCUUAAGAUGUGCAUCAUUUCCCUGCAUAUUUUUGGACUGAGCAUAGAAACCACUUAUUAAUUACAAUCUGUAAUGGCUUCAGCAAGCAGAACAGCUGUCAUAGUGCAAUAACAACAAGCACUCUUCAUCUAAAUGAUCUUAUUUGCUACGGUUGGUUCCUGCUAUCACUGCUACAUUAUUUUAGCAAGUGUGAAUUUUUGCGGUCAUUAUGACAAUAAGACUCUCUAACACAAAUUCCAGUUUUAGAUAAUAAUUAUCCUCCUGUAAAAAUCACAAUGUUUCUCCUCAACAUUUUAUGUUAAUAAUGUGUUGCUGCUAUUGGGGGGAAACAGCAGUCCACACCGAGGUUAAUGUGUCAGACUCCCUAAAUCUAAUCUAGUUUAAAUUACCCAAAAUGCUGAGCAACUUUUAUAAAUUAAAAACAUAAAGCCUAUGAAACUUUUAUAAUAGGUCAUCUAUUCUACACGUAAUGUUUUUUAUUCCUCCACCGUAAAAAUGCUCAACACUGACACCCAGCGGAAACUUGUUUAUAAUGCAGUCUAGUUUCAACCCAAAGUGUACUCGACAGAAGCCUGCACAAUAUUGGGAAAUAUGGGGGGACUGACAGAUUUUGUUUUUCUUCUAUGUAUUGCAAUAUGAAAAACGAUGACUUUAAAUGACUUGAAUAGCUCUAUUUGAGGAAUUAAAGGGACAGUCCGUCCAAAAAUGAAAAUUCUGUCAUCAAUACUCACCCUUCAAUUGUUUCAAACCUGUAAACAUUUCUGUUCUGCUGAACACAAAGGGGUGGUUUCCCGGACAGGGAUUAUUAAGCCAGGACUAGGCCUUAGUUUAAUUAGGAAAUAUAACUAGUUUUAACAAACAUGCCUUACUGAAAACAUUACUGGUGUGCAUUUUAAGGCAAAACAAAGGGGACUGAUUUAUUUUAAGAUAUGUCAGUGCAAGAUGAUUUCAGUUUGGACAGCUCUUACAUUUAUUUUAGUCUAGGACUAGUCUUAUCCCUGUCGGGAAACCGCUCCAAAGAGGAAUAUUUGUUAUCAAGCAGGAAGCAAAAGCACCACUGACUUCCAUAGUAGGAAAAAUACUAGAAGACAAUGGUGCUCAACAAAACUUUUACAAACAUUGCUCAAAAUAUAUUUUUUGUGUGUUUGUUCAGCAGAACAAAGAAAUGUAUACAGGUAUGAAACAGGUUGGGGGAGAAAAAUGAUGACACAUUUGUUAGUUUGUGGUUAACUAUCCCUUUAACGUGUGCCUUGCAUUUCUUAUAUAGGUCUGGGA
Molecule: messenger RNA, 3563 nt
Organism: Paramisgurnus dabryanus
Lineage: Eukaryota; Metazoa; Chordata; Actinopteri; Cypriniformes; Cobitidae
Gene: doc2a
Product: double C2-like domains, alpha
Biological process (GO): regulation of calcium ion-dependent exocytosis; spontaneous neurotransmitter secretion; exocytosis
Cellular component (GO): extrinsic component of synaptic vesicle membrane; synapse
Source: RefSeq, a predicted model, not a curated record